AUGGGCAACUUUUGCAAGGCGAGCAAGCUUCUAGUAGCUGCCCUCGCCAGCAUUGGCAAUGGAAAGCCUCUUUCCGAAAACAGCACCACCACCCGGCCGCAGCAGCCCGCGAGCUCGGCCUGCGGACAGCGCCCGCUGCUCGAGGACUUUGACUCGCUCGGCGCGUGGUUCGAGGGCGUCAACUCCAUCAACUGCACCUCCGUCCCGCGUCGGGACAACGUCACCAUCGCCAUCGUCGGCGCCGGCGUCUCCGGCCUCGCCACUGGCCUCCUGCUCGACAGCGUCGGCGUCCACAACUGGGAGAUUAUCGAGGCGAGCGGGCGCGUCGGCGGCCGGUUUCGGACCAAGUUCGUCGGCGGCACCGCCGAGUACGCCGAGAUGGGCCCGAUGCGGCUGCCCUGGAGCAUCACCUACAAGAGCGACAACUCGACGCACGCCUACACGGACCACCGCAUGACCUUUCAGCUCGCCGACACGCUCAACCGCAUCAACGGCGACGACCCGCGCCUCCGCAUCGACUUCAUCCCCUGGGUGCAGCACCACCCCAACGAGCUGCUCGCCCGAGGAACCGGCCGUCUGCGCUCCCCCUCCGGCGGCGUCGACCGCGUGCCCACCCGCGCCGAGGUCGCCGCCGACCCGGCCGCGCUCGCCAAGCCGCCGCCGAUGGACACACAGGAGUACCGCGACGUCAAGGGGAAGAUGAACGCGCUCCUGCGCCGCGAGGAGACGCUGCGCUUCAUCCAGCGCGACGUGUGGCGCGCCCACGCCUGGGCCAUGGGCCAGGGGCUCGACGACCUGAGCGAGCAGGCGUGGAUGCGGGAGCGGUUCCGCGCGGGCGAGAACGUGACCGACGCCAUCUGGACGGAUUCCGACUACGACGUCUUCUGGGACGAGCUGCACCACAACUCGAACCUCGCGCAGGACGGCUCCGCGGGCGCGCUGGGCGAGACGGAGUGGAAGUGCGUCGACGGCGGCUUCGACCGCAUCACCGAGGCCUUCGUCCCGCACGUGCACGACCGGCUGACGCUGAACCGCAAGGUCCGCAAGAUCGCCCCCGUGUACGACGGCUCCGGUCGCCAGCAGACGGGCACGCGCGUCUCGUGGUUCCCGAGCGUGGAGGACCGCACCCCGGUGCACAAGGACUACGACUACGCCGUUGUGGCGGUGCCCUUCACCAUGACGCGCUUCAUGGAGCUGCCGCCGUUCUCGUCCGUGCUCGGGCGCGCCAUCAGCGAGGCCGGCCUGCGCUUCAAGUCGGCCUGCAAGCUGGCGCUGCUCUUCUCCGAGCGCUUCUGGGAGCGCGGCCCGCGGCCCAUCUUCGGCGGCUACUCGCAGCCGGCCUCGAACGCCGUCGGCGCCCUGUACUACCCCGUCUACGGCCUCAACGAGACCGGCCGCCCGGGCCUGAUCACGCAGUACCGCGGCGGCGACUGGAGCGACCGCUUCGUCAGCCUGAGCGACGACGAGUAUGCGGGGAUGGUCCUGGACGCGGUGGUAAGUUUGCACGGCGAGCAGGCGCGCGAGAGCUACACGGGCGUGUACGAGAAGCUGUGCUGGCUGCAGGACCAGCACGCGGCGGCGGCGUGGUGCCGUCCGGACGUGGAACAGCACCGCCUGUACAUUCCGGCGUACCACCGCACAGAGUUCAACACAAUCUUCAUCGGCGAGCACACGGCGCCGACGCACGCGUGGAUCAGCUCGGCGCUGCAUUCGGCGGUCCGCGGCACGGUGCAGCUGCUGCUGGAGCUCGGCAUGGUGGACGAGGCGAAGAAGGUCAACAAGGAGUGGAUGGGCCAGUGGAUUCACGGUGCGUAA
Messenger RNA from Cordyceps fumosorosea ARSEF 2679, 1815 nucleotides. Its product is annotated as amine oxidase. Lineage: Eukaryota; Fungi; Ascomycota; Sordariomycetes; Hypocreales; Cordycipitaceae. Gene Ontology annotation, molecular function: polyamine oxidase activity; L-amino-acid oxidase activity. Bases 1 to 1815 code for a protein of 604 amino acids. Gene Ontology annotation, biological process: amino acid catabolic process. The record is from RefSeq and is a predicted model, not a curated record. The transcript has a single exon.